Saprolegnia diclina VS20 is the source of this 2064-nucleotide messenger RNA. RefSeq lists its product as hypothetical. Bases 1 to 1932 code for a protein of 643 amino acids. The transcript is spliced from 8 exons. Lineage: Eukaryota; Oomycota; Saprolegniomycetes; Saprolegniales; Saprolegniaceae. The record is from RefSeq and is a predicted model, not a curated record.
AUGGACGCGCCGGCGCUGGCCUUCGAGAAGGAGGACUGCCGCUGCAACCGACCCCUCUUCGACCUCAAGUACCUCCGGACCCACCGCGCCAACAGUGUCAAGCUCAUUCGGUGUUUUCCACACUGCUGCCCGUCGCACUCGUAUGCCAACUUUUGCGCGACGUCCAUCGACCUCCGCGCGACAAACGCGCCGCCCGACGUCGAGAACGACAUUGCCGUCGUGCGCUUCCAGACGACGUCCGAGUUUGUGUACAAGGUUGGCGACGAGCUGGACGCGCAGGACGUGCUACUGCACCUCCGCCGGUACGACGACAACAAGGCCGAGUGGAUCCCGAGCGAGUACCAAUACUACAACAAGGCGACACAAACCAUGACGUAUCGCUUCAACCACAAGAACAACCUUGGGUGGCACUACGGCUGGAUGGGGACGUCGACCAAGGCCCACCGAACGUGCACCCACCAAGUCGUGGGCUACCUACUGCGAAAGUCGGGUGCGUCUUUGGUCGUCCUCGCCGUGACGAUCUCGCCGCCCUUCAUCGUCAUGUCGUACCGUCGAGCGUGCUACCACUGCCAGAAGCACCGCGAGAGCGACGCCGACGGCGCUUCGAACGCGACGCCGGCGCUCUGCGAGUGCGAAGGCGAGUUCAACGUCAUGCAAGGCCUCUCAAUCGGGUCGUCGCCAAUGCGGUCGACGACGCCGGCGCGGCCACCAGCGCCGCCCGCCCACGCGCUUUUGGACCCGAGCACGAUGGAGCGGCAGCUUGCCAUCCUCUUUGGCCUCUUGCAGCUGCCGCCAGCACACGCUUUUGCGCCGCAACUGCACGCGGUCGAGGCGCGGCUGGCGAAAAGCCUCAUCUUGCCGCUCGGAGACCGCCUCGGGUUCUCGGCGUCGCGGAAGCGGGCCAUGGCGAUCCCGAUGAUCCCGACGCGGCGCCCGGUCAUGUCGCCCGUCGCGCACGAUCUGAUUUCGCUCAAGUCGUGCGCGGUGGACUUGCUUCUCGCGACGCUCGGGUCCUCGGACGUGCUCUUGCACAACGUGCAGCAGUUUACGCAGAGCACGGGCUUCCUCUUCGUGCGCGGCGACCUCGCGCAGUCGUACGUGGCGUGGCUGAACAACUACUACCACCUUCUCAACGCCCGCCUCGGCGCGCUGGGCACGCACCUCGGGCACGUGGCCGGCCACAUUGCGCACGCGGCGAGCUCGGUGCCCGAGCUCCACUCGACCCGCGUCUACCUCGACGGGCUCGACGCGCCCGAGACCGCCAACACGGCCGGCUUCGACUACUAUGUCGCCCAGCUCCGCGAAGUCUACAUGGCGGAUGGAUCGCUGCGCGCGCAGAUGGCGUCGCCCGCAACGUACUCGGCGCACUGGGUCCUCGACAAGGUCGUGGGGCACCGGUACAUGGACUCGAACCCAGAGUUGGACCCUUCCGUGGUCUCGCUGCUCCGGGGCAUCACAAUGGGGUACAGCUUCCAGCUCCGCGUGACCGACGCCGCCCUUCAGGUGCGCUCGGACCUCCACGCGUUCGAUACGGUCUGGUCGGAGUUUGUCUUCGACCAAGUGCCCCGCGUCUUUCGCGUCUUCCCAAACGGCGAGUCGUCAAUGGCGCCGAUUUCGCAGCUGCAGCACGGCGACUACGUGGCGAUGCGCCUCGAUGCCGACACGGUCUCGCUCAAGCUCUAUGGGUGGCCCAGCGACAGCAGCCGCGUCUGCUACGCGGUGCUGCUGACGCUUUCGCUCGCGUCUCGGACGCUCGAUGUGUCGGUGCGCCAGUCGUUUGUCGCCGGGCCUGUCGACGUGGCGUCCAUGGUCGUCGAAGAGCGCUGCCAGCAGUACCUUGUCGAGCACGAAGUCGAGGUGCUGCAGGUAGUUACGCAGUACAGCCUCGCCGACGCCACGACUCCCACAGCGUCGGACGCAUCGAUGGCGUAGAUUUAGAUUUAGUCGUCGUCGUCGCUAGUUUUGGUUGGAAAGAUUUUGAUAUACAUAAUUGUCGCUACCGACUAGAAGUAGGAAGCUCUCGGACCGACGCGCAGCGAUACCUGAGUGAUCCUCUUGGCCAUG